Messenger RNA from Calliphora vicina (urban bluebottle blowfly), 1937 nucleotides. RefSeq names its product EI24 domain-containing protein tank (gene tank). Gene Ontology annotation, cellular component: endoplasmic reticulum. The transcript has 4 exons. The record is from RefSeq and is a predicted model, not a curated record. The coding region runs from base 165 to 1574 and encodes 469 amino acids. NCBI's taxonomy places the organism in Eukaryota, Metazoa, Arthropoda, Insecta, Diptera, Calliphoridae. Gene Ontology annotation, biological process: macroautophagy.
UUUUUUUAACAUCAGGAACCAACCAAUGCAUUUUUGGUUUUAUUAUUGAAUUGAAACGCAUAUUAUUUGAAUAUUUAAGGAAUAUUAACUAUAUAUUUUUUUAAUUUAGUAUACAAAUGAAGUAAUCUAUAUGUAAAUAUAUAGUAUUUUAUGGAAUUUUGAUAAUGGACUCGUUAAAGACAGUUUCUUUGGCUUUUUUCUAUGGCUUGUGGGAUAGUAUUAAGGGUAUGACAUUAGUUUUUUACAUAGACGCUGAAAUCCAUAGACAAAAUGCUGAAAAAGAGUCUGAACGUCAACAACGCAUAUUAGUUUGUGAACGCCUGACACGGCGUAGCCCUUCGCCAGUACCAUCUUCUGCAUCGGCUAUGUUCGAAGAAGAACUACAACGUGAACGUGCUAUGCUCAAAGAAAAUCCAGACGAACGUAGUUUGGAUAGUUUAAGAAAAAAACAAAAACCUUCAGAACCGGCAAUACCUUUCAAAGAAAAGAAAAUUGCCAAACAGGUUCUUAAAUGCUGCGCUCUUAAUGGUGGCUUCACAUGGAUGAGCAUAAUCCUUUUUGAGCAGAUUCUUUUACCAACACUUAAAUUCAUCUUAACUUUGUGCUACGGUGAUAAAUCUCAAGACUUGCACAUGAUAUGGGGUUGGCUGCAAUCCAUACUUUCCAUAAUUUUCGGCAUGAUGUGGGUUUUGCCGAUUUUUCUUUUAAGCAAAAUCGUCAGUUCGUUGUGGUUUGCUGAUAUCGCCAAUGAAGCGUAUAAAGUGCGCAAAGGCAAACCAAGUUUAAUACCAAGUAUCAGUAAGUUGGUGGCGGAUUUUCUUUUUAAUUUGGUAGUACAGGCUCUCUUUCUGGUGCAGAGCAUGCUUGUUAAUCUGUUACCGUUUCCAUACGUUGGCGAAAUCUUGUGUUUCAUACAUCUAUGUUUGCUAUAUUCCCUGUAUUCUUUCGAAUAUAAGUGGUUUAAUAUGGGCUGGGAGUUGCAUAGACGUCUCAGCUAUAUAGAGAUUAAUUGGCCAUAUUUUAUGGGUUUUGGAGUGCCGUUGACGGUGCUGACAAACAUGUCCAGUUCGGUAAUUGUAAGCAGCUGUAUAUUUUCGAUAUUUUUUCCACUCUUCAUAUUGAGUGGUAAUGAGGCGAAACCCAUUAUUGGAACGACUGAUACUCCCUUACGUUUAUUCUCACCUACUAUAUUUGUAUCAAAUCUUAUGUUUGGUGGACGUAGAGCUGAAAUAACUGCCAAUAAAACUGCACAACAUAAACAACACAAUCAUCAACACCAGCAUCAUCAGCAACAGCAACUACUCAUGAAACAGGAAAAUCAGCAACGUCGCCGUAGUUCAGCUAUGGACAAUUCUCCGUCGCCAUCACCAUCACAAGCCCAAUUUCGUUAUCCUCAGCCACCUCAGAGGAUAAGUCCGGCUCGAUUAACACCGGAACGACAAUUUCGUUCUGAUUUUAGUCGUACUCAAAUACGUUACAAUGAAGGUACUCGAACAUUAAUACCUACACCCGUUCCGGGGGCACCGGUUUCACCUGCAACCGCUCAAGCAAAGUCUACAAAUCAACGAAGGUAGUUUGACAUUAGCCGCGAUUGUGGUAUUAGCUUUGGUAAUAUAUGGAUAAUAUCUAGUGAGAGAGACAAUUUCCAAAAGAUACUGAUUUAUACAGACAUACACAUAAAAGAGAAUGCUGUGUUAUAGUUAUUUUAAAAUAUUACUUUGUGUUUAAUAUUUAAGUAUAUAACGUUUUUUAUGAUUUUUUAGCUUUAUUAUAUUUUUUUUUUUUAUUUGCAUAAACUGAAAUGUGUUUUAUUUUAGAUUUUACAGUUAUACAACAUGUUUGAAGUUUCAAAGUGCUAAUAUACACUUAAUUUUCAAGCCGAAUAUUAGAAAAUUUCCCUUCCAAUGGAAUAUUUUGAAUAAAAUUUUUUAAACGUG